GUUGCGCCUUCACUACUCGCCGUUUCAAAAUGCUGCUAAGACCUUAGGGACAGUUGAGUGACGCCCCCACACCCCCGGGCUCGGCGGAAAGCGACUCAUGGAACGGCCGUGAGCAGACUUCACUUCACUUCACUGCCAAAAUGACAUCAUUUUCCACCUCUACCCAGUGUUCAGCAUCUGACAGUGCUUGCAGGAUCUCGCCAGAACAAACCAAUCAGGUACGACCAAAACUGCCUCUUUUGAAGAUUUUGCAAGCAGCAGGUGCCCAAGGUGAAAUGUUCACUGUUAAAGAGGUUAUGCAUUAUCUAGGCCAGUAUAUCAUGGUGAAGCAGCUUUAUGAUCAGCAGGAGCAGCACAUGGUAUACUGUGGUGGAGAUCUUUUGGGAGAACUCCUAGGUCGUCAGAGCUUCUCUGUGAAAGAUCCAAGCCCUCUCUAUGAUAUGCUAAGAAAGAAUCUUGUCACGUUAGCUACUGCUGCUACAGAUGCUGCUCAGACUCUCGCUAUCGCACAGGAGCACAGUAUGGAUAUUCCAAGUCAAGACCAACUGAAGCAAAGUGUAGAGGAAAGUUCCAAUUCCAGGAAAAGAACUGAAGAAGGCAAUAUUCCCACGCUGCCUACCUCACAGUAUAAAUGCAAAAAUUCUAGAGAAGAUGAAGACUUGGUAGCAAAUUUAACACAAGAAGAGACGUCAAGACUGGACCUCGGGUUUGAGGAGUGGGAUGUAGCUGGCUUGCCUUGGUGGUUUUUAGGAAACUUAAGAAAUAACUAUACACCUAGAAGUAAUGGCUCAACUGAUUUACAGACAAAUCAGGAUAUAGGUACUGCUAUUGUUUCAGACACCACAGAUGACUUGUGGUUUUUGAAUGAGUCAGUGUCAGAGCAGUUUGGUGUUGGAAAAAAAGUUGAAGCUGCUGAUCCUGAACAAACAAGUGAAGAAGUAGGGAAAGUGACAGACAAAAAGGUGAUUGAAGUGGGAAAAAAUGAUGACCUUGAGGACCCUAAAUCCAUAGGUGAUGAUACUGAUAUAGAACUUACCUCUGAGGAUGAGUGGCAGUGUACUGAGUGCAAGAAAUUUAACUCUCCAAGCAAGAGGUACUGUUUUCGUUGCUGGGCCUUGAGGAAGGAUUGGUAUUCAGAUUGUUCUAAGUUAACCCAUUCUCUCUCCACAUCUGAUAUCACUGCCAUACCUGAAAAGCAAGAAGGUGAAGGAAUUGACGUCCCUGACUGCAGAAGAACUGUAUCGGCUCCAGUUGUUAGACCGAAAGACACAUACAUAAAGGAAGAAAGCGCGAAACGUUUGGAUCCUUGCAACUCGGUGGAGUUCUUGGAUUUGGCUCAUAGUUCUGAAAGCCAGGAGACGAUAUCAAGCAUGGGAGAACAAUCAGAUAACCUUUUUGAACAGAGAAAAGAUACAGAAAACAUGGAGGAUUGCCAGAAUCUUUUGAAGCCAUGUAGUCUGUGUGAGAAAAGACCACGAAACGGGAACAUUAUUCACGGGAGGACAGGCCAUCUUGUCACUUGUUUUCAUUGUGCCAGAAGACUAAAGAAGGCUGGGGCUUCUUGUCCUAUUUGCAAGAAGGAGAUUCAGUUGGUUAUUAAGGUUUUUGUAGCAUAGCUGAAUCAGUGAAUUACAGACAGAUAUUAACAGAGCUGGUCAUGUGUCCUAAUAUCAGUAUUGAGCGUCUCUACGCAGGGUGCCCAUUUCAUUUAUUCAUGUGAACUUUUAUGUUCUAGGACAUUUUUACCUCUAAACUUAUAGUAUCAGAGAAUAAGUUCUUUAGAACUAAAUUAUCAAUUUGGAGACUAUUAACAUUAAAAGAGAAGUUAAUCAAUUCUGUCUUCAAAGAUGAGGGCCUGGGAGGGAGCAGUAACAGAUAGAAAUACAUUCAUUUUUAUUUAAUUUAAUUUCUUACUGUUAUUUUCUGGUAGGGAAUGUUCUUGGGCAUCAAAAUCCAAGGUGGCUAUUAGAAAGAUACUAAAGCUAUCAAUGAAAAAGCAUAAGUAAUUAAUGUAUAAAGUAGAUUACUUUAUGUUGUGUGGUUGAGAGAAACGAUUAUUUUUGUAAAGUGCCUAGAACAGUGAUAUCCAACAUUUUUGCUAACAUACCUCAAAAAACAAUUUUGAAAAAGUACAUAUGACUUUUUGCACCUUUUAAAAAUUGAGGUGUAGUUAGCAAACAAUAAAGUGUUGCCUUCUGCUGAGUUCUAGGCAUCUCAGUAGCCACCUGGAGCAAGCAGUAGCACAUCUCUGUCUCGCGGAAUGUUCUCUUGGAUCCUUUUCCAGGCAGCUCCUCCAUCAUUUCAUGACUCUCACCCUUGAUUAGUUUUCCUUUUGCACCUGUUGAAUUUGACUUCUAAAGUUUUAAAAUAACUCUAAGUACUUAAAGAGGAUGUAUCCAAUAUAUUGCAGCUGUGCUUUAAAUAUAUUUUUGCCAAAACCUUGGAGCUGUAGAUUUGGCUGAUUGAAUUUAUAGGAAAAGUCCUGUCAUAUAAACUGGCAAAGCCUAUUCACAUUAUAAAACUAAGCAGCCAAAGCAGACUUCAUUUUCAGUUGAAACGUUUGACUUUAUAUUUAUUUUUUGGCCGCACUGUACGGCAUAUGGGAUCCCUGACCAGCAUGGAGACCCAUGCCCCCUGCAUCAGGAGCAUGGAGUUUUCUUGCCGCUGAACCGCCAGGGAAGGCCCUGUUUGGCUUCAUUUUUAGUUCAGGUGCGUGUGUUGCGUGCACCUGUGGCACAGCCGUCUCAGUUGCUUCUAAGACAGGCGCAGAGAUUGUGACCAAAGCAAUCUCUGCGGUACUCUGCCCUCUUUGUCUCCUGGGAGCCUGCUAGCGGUUUCUGUCUUUUUAUUUGAUGCCUCUAGUGGUUUUUUUUAAUGUUCUGAGGUAAUGCCCCAUGAGAUUCUAGACGGGUGAGAAGCAGCCUGCCUUCUGAAAAUAGAGAUUAUAGCCAUUGGGAAAAGGAAAGUAUUUAAAGAUCACUCUGAAGAGGUUUUAUCUGAGCACAUAAAUAUUAGGAUAAUACAUAUGGAAAUUGAAUAUCUUUAAGUUGCUUUCCUUAUAGAUAUUCCUAUCUAGUUUCCCUAUUGGAAAAAAUUUUGGUGUAUGCUUAGGGGUAUGAAUAUUUUGAAGAUCAAGGCCCUAAAAUUAUUAAAGUUAAGGAUCUUAAGAAUUAGCUUGGGUUGCUUGUUAUAAGCCCAGCUCAACUCCCUGCCCCAAACACACACACCCACGCAUUCACAGGUGCUGGUGCACACACAGAUACAGACAGUAGAGCACAAUCCCUUUAUUUAGCAUUAUGUUUAGAGAAGUUUUGUUAAACCUGUAGAAAUUAACUAGCACGCACUCAUAUACUCAACCUCUUAUUUUGCACAUGAGGCGGAAAGGAUAAGUGACUGCUGAAAGUCACAGCUAGUGACAGAGCUCUUUCUGGAAUCCAAGUCCCAUACAGUAAAUCUCUAAACCAUGCUUUCUUCCUUCUCAUUAUUUGUUAACUGUUUGAACUGUGGUGUUUAUUAAAUUUGGAAUAACCGAUGGCCUUAAAAUACUGAAGAAUAUGAGCUGCAGCCAACAUAGGACUUCAGAGAGAAUAGAGACUUAACCGUUUGUCCUCAAAGAGAAAAGGCAGUACAUGUCCGCUUCUCGUACAUAAUCCGGUAAAUCACUCCUCCCACUGGAAAGACAAGUACAGGCGGCAGAGGAACCUGAACUGUCUAUCCAGUGUUUGUCCUCCUUGGGGGAUGGAGCUUAGGUCUCUGGCUGUCUCCAGGCGUUAGGGACAAAGGUUUUUUCCCCUCAGUAAAUAGAAUCAGUCCCUCAAGUUCAGUGUUUCAUUAGACUAUGGUAAGUGCUCUAAAAAUUUAGGAAGUUAGGUAACUUUAUACCCCAUUCCCCCCCCUCCCCGGCCCAUACUGUUCUUCAUGAUAGUUUGAUAGCUGUUGAUUUUGUUUUAAUUUUGCCAGGUUAUUGCUUUUGCAAGUAAAAUGAGGAAUAGGGAAAGCUGGGAUCUGCACUUGUACCCUAUGGUCCCUCUUAUAUAAAGUUGAGUUUUUGAAGAAAGCUUAAUAAAUAGUCUGAAAUUUUUAUUUUUGUAUAUAGAUAUUUGCUGCUAAUUUGGUGAAUCCUUGCCUGUCCCAGAAUUGUCUUACGUUACUUUUUUUUUCCCCUUGGAUCACCUGGGUUUUUACUGUCCCCAUUAGCUGUAAGUACUUUGCUUAGAAGAUUUUAAACCACAUUUGAGCUGAAAAUAUUUCAAUAAAUACACUUAGGUUUACUGCACCCCUACAAGAGUCUUGAACGACUGAAAUGUUACAAAGAAUUGUAUCUGCAGAAGGAGGUGAUAUUUCUUUUGUAGCUUAUCUGAAAUCCAAGAUGCUGCUUCUGCAGUUUGUUUCCCAUCAUCCAGGAUCUUUGUUUUA
Capra hircus (goat) is the source of this 4416-nucleotide messenger RNA. It is a transcript of the gene MDM4, whose product is annotated as MDM4, p53 regulator. The record is from RefSeq and is a predicted model, not a curated record. The transcript is spliced from 11 exons. Gene Ontology annotation, biological process: negative regulation of apoptotic process; regulation of cell cycle; protein ubiquitination. NCBI's taxonomy places the organism in Eukaryota, Metazoa, Chordata, Mammalia, Artiodactyla, Bovidae. Gene Ontology annotation, cellular component: nucleus. The coding region runs from base 141 to 1616 and encodes 491 amino acids. Gene Ontology annotation, molecular function: ubiquitin protein ligase activity.